This is a messenger RNA of Odontomachus brunneus, 446 nucleotides long. Its product is annotated as mitochondrial 2-oxoglutarate/malate carrier protein-like. The record is from RefSeq and is a predicted model, not a curated record. The transcript is spliced from 2 exons. The coding region runs from base 74 to 403 and encodes 109 amino acids. Gene Ontology annotation, molecular function: succinate transmembrane transporter activity; sulfate transmembrane transporter activity; antiporter activity. NCBI's taxonomy places the organism in Eukaryota, Metazoa, Arthropoda, Insecta, Hymenoptera, Formicidae. Gene Ontology annotation, biological process: oxaloacetate transport; malate transmembrane transport; succinate transmembrane transport.
UCAGAGAGCUUUCCAAAAGUCUAUUUAAAUACCUAAAACACAUAUUCUUCGUACACGUCACUUGAAACAUUCUAUGAAAGAUAAUUCCCGACUUAUUCUCCCAGUAAACGUCCCGGACACCAUAGCUUUACACUUUUACGCGUCGAUGGUGUCUGGGUUCCUGACUACCUUCAACUCUAUGCCCUUCGACAUCACCAAGACCAGAAUACAAAACAUGAAGAGCACCGACAAAUUACCAGGUAUGUUCGCGGUAAUGAUGUCCAUCGCAAAAACCGAAGGAAUAGGAUCUCUGUGGAAAGGUUUUUGGCCGACUUAUUGCAGAAUAGGCCCGCACACUGUGUUAACUCUCGUUAUCAAUGAACAAUUAAUGUAUUUACUGAGACUACUAUACGAGAAGCGAUAAGAAGCAUACCUAAUUUCGAAACUAGUACUUUUGCACGUUGCAU